AGUGUUUCUCAGCCUAUUCUGUAACUUGACAGCACAACCGUGCACUUCUUGUUUGUUGUUAACGAACUCUAAAAUGCAUUUUCCAUGAAAUACCUCGAGUUAAUACAUUAGAAAUUCUGGAGCCAAUAAGUAGAACUCAGAUCUAGAAAACGCCAUUUGGAAAUAUCUGGAAAACCCAUACGUGCGCACACGUGUCUGAUCAUGGAGCCGACAGUCCAAGAAAUAAGCAGUAAUGUCACGACUCUGAAGGAAGAUGAAGAGUUUGAAGGUUUUCUUCGUUUGCACUCUGCUGCUUUAAAGUCUUCAAAAAUACCACCGUUAUACUGGAAGAGCUUGUUUUACAAACUUGCCAAUGAGGUGUUUGAUGCAGGGGAAGUUUUUGGUAUCAUGCAGGUGGAGCAGGAGGAGGAGGAGGAUGAGGAGGAUGAUCAGGCUGAUGAAACCAAGAGAAAGCGCUUGAACCCAGGAGCCGGCAUCACCAGCAAGGUCGUCGUGACCUCCGAGAGCGGGCUGCAGGCCAGCGACCCGACCAGCGUGUUCUUGGUGGACCACGCAUGGACGUACCGCGUGGAGAACGCUCGACAGCAGCUGGAGCAGAUUCCGGGCCUCCUGCACCGCAUGGCCAACCUCAUGGGCGUUCCCUUCCACGGGGAGGCGCCGGACGAGGAGGCGGUGGAGGAGGUGCUAACUGAGAUGUGGAAGUACAACCAGACCUACCAGCUUUCUCAGGGGUCUGCAGAGGAGAAGGUGCCGGUCUGGUACAUCAUGGACGAGUUUGGUUCCCAGGUGCAGCACUCGGACCUGCCCACCUGCUGCAUGGCCCCCUUCUUCUACGCUCCACAGCAGAUGGCCUACAGUGUGCUAUGGCCCCUGCAGGACCUGGACGCCGGAGAGGAAGUGACACGGGACUAUGCGUACGGUGAGAGGGACCCCUUGGUCAGGAAAUGUCGACUGUUACCUUGGAAGCCGGCUGACAUGCAUGAAAUGUCCUCUUUCACACCUGAGCCCUCUGAUCAGUACUAUGAGACCAUUUCACAAGAAAACAAAGAAAUUCUUCCCAGUGAAAUCCAGCCCCAGGUGUAUCCUAAAGAUAAGGUGUUCAAGGUGUACACUGAGAUGCAGCAGGUUUUGAGUCACCUGAAACACCCUAGCUUUGAGUUCACAGACAGCGAGGAGGAGGCUGACAUCCUCUGGCUUUACUCUCAUAUCCGAGACUACAGGAAGCUGAGUGAGGAGCGUCCCCAUGUCCUGCUGAACCAGUUCCCCUGUGAGACGGUUGUCACGGUGAAGGACUGCCUGGCCUCUGUGGCCCGGAGGACGGGCGGAGGCCACGCCGCAGACUGGCUGCCCAGGACCUUCAACCUGCAGACUGAGCUUCCCCAGGUCAUCAGCCACUACCAGCAAAACCAAGAGAGAGGAAGUGAUAAUCACUGGAUCUGUAAGCCAUGGAACUUGGCCCGCGGGCUGGACACCCACAUCACCGACAACCUCAACUACAUCAUCAGACAGAGAGAGAGCACCCCAAAGGUAGUGUGUAAGUAUCUGGAGGACCCAGUUCUGUUUCAGAGGGACGAGCUCGGCCUGGUCAAGUUUGACAUUCGCUACAUGGUGCUCCUGCGCUCUGUCAGACCACUCCAACUCUAUGCCUACAAUGUGUUCUGGCUUCGCUUUGCCAACAGGCCUUUCUCUCUGGACCACUUUGAUGACUACCAGAAGCACUUCACGGUCAUGAACUACGCAGAGGGAGUCCAGCUCAAACAGAUUCACUAUGACGAGUUCAUCCCCAUGUUUGAGAAACAGCAUCCCCAGUGUCCCUGGGAGGAGGUCCAGGCGGAGGUGUUCAGAUCAUUCGCGGAGUUGUUCCAGGCGGCCUCGUCCCGCCCCGCUCCCUACGGCAUCUGUGCGUACCCCUCUUCCAGGGCCAUAUACGCCAUUGACCUCAUGCUGAAGUGGGACACCAGCAACCAAGGUGAAAGAGUCAUGAAGCCUCAGAUCCUGGAGGUCAAUUUUAGCCCCGACUGUGCCCGGGCCUGCCAGUACCACCCCCAAUUUUACGACCACAUGUUCCAGACUUUAUUUUUGGACCAGACAGAGGGCUGCCCCGUCACCCGCAUAGUAUAGACGUAGUCUAAAUUAAAACUGUCCUGCUACUGUACAAAUGCAAGAAAAUAAAAUACUUUUUUUUGGA
Molecule: messenger RNA, 2188 nt
Organism: Anguilla rostrata (American eel)
Lineage: Eukaryota; Metazoa; Chordata; Actinopteri; Anguilliformes; Anguillidae
Gene: ttll12
Product: tubulin tyrosine ligase-like family, member 12
Exons: 14
Coding region: 202-2121 (639 amino acids)
Biological process (GO): protein modification process
Cellular component (GO): cytoplasm
Source: RefSeq, a predicted model, not a curated record